AUGAAAAAGCAGUCAUCAUCAUCAGAAAAAUUCUAAAAAGAUAGAGAAUUAUGGCUGACAAACAAUGCUUAAGAGGAUAUUACUCUAAGCAGUUUUAGUAAAAAUGUAGAUAAAGUAAAAUAAAAUAAUUAUAGAUAAAACGGCUUAGUUACUGGGACUAUAUUCUUUAAUGAGACUUCAGCAUAGAAAUAAUUACAAAAUUAGAUCAAUUAAAACAUGGUUAAGAAUUGCUAAUUGAAUUAGAAUGCUUCGCCAUCAAGCUACGUAUUUUAAAAGAAAUAAAAUAAAUUAGAAGAAGAAAUCAUAAAAAAUGGAGUAAGAACAUCAAUUAGUAGUUCUGAAAAUUAGCAGGAUUAAGAUGAUACUAUUAGGAAUAUAGUUCAUAAAGUUGAAAUCGACUCUGAAGGUAUCAUACAAGAAAAAACAUAUAAGCAAGUGAUUGAUUAGCAGAUUUAAAGAGAAAAUCAUCUCAAGAAUUUAUAAAAUAAAUACAGAUAAAAUCAUAUUAAGGUAGAAGAUAAUGAAGAUGAAAAAAGCUCACUUAAGUUGCUAAAGUCAGCACAAUUUAAUAAAAUCACAGAAAGCGAUAAUUGCAAAACUUAAAAUAAAAUGUAAGUCAAAAGUAAAGCUCAAUAAGAUUUGCAGUUAAACUAUAGUUAUGUUUCCUUUGAUGAUAAUGGAGAAAAUUUUAUGACCAAUCAGACAGAAGAAUAGAGUGAAUUUAAUACCAAGUAGAGUUGUAACAAUAAAAAUAAGUUUUCUUCGAUUUCAUCAUCUUCUACAGGCAUUUAUCAGAAGAAAAUAGAGGAGGUUCAAUAAGAGUUAAAAGAAAAGAUAAGUUUUUUGAUUGCCUUAGAAGAGGAGCUGCUUGAAACAAAAACUUAGCUAAAUAUGCAAAAAUUAGAAAAUUCAUCUCACAAAGAAAGAAUUAACAAAUUAUAAAAAGACAAUCAUUUAAUGCAAAAAUAGAUAACCCAAAUGGGUGAAACAAUAAAGAACCUUGAGAAAGCCAGCAAUUCGUUAGUUAAUUAAAUUUUGCUGAUCAAAAAUAAUAACGAAUUUAAUGUCAGCAAAGAACAUUAGAGUAGUGUCAAUAAUUUAAAUGAUAGUUGUGUUAACUCUUUAGCUAAUUAUCAAGAAUAUCUAAACGAUAUAGUAAAAAGUAAUAUAAAUUUAAGAAUAAGUCUAGAAGAAUUAAACUAAAAGUACGGUUAGCUUAAAAGUUAAAUCAAUUCAACAGUCUUUACUCACAGUUCUCCCGUUUCAACUAGAACUUAAAAUCUUUAGCUUGAAUCAACUCUCAGCACUAAUAAAUACAGAAGUAGCUUUUUAAAGGAUAUGUAAGAUAGUCUUGAAUGCAGAAGAAGUGUAUCACCCUCAAAUAUCUCUAGUAAGAGUAGAACUAGUAUGAGUCCUAUUCAAGGAGGAAUGAAUAUUGAGGAAUUUGAAAAAAAUUUGAGCUACAGUAAGUAGCAAGCAUAGUUUAGUUUGCAAGGAAGGGUUAGAGAAAUAAAGGAUUCGUGUGAUAAGUUUGUGAAUAAAUAUCUCAAGAAUAAAAGAAGAAACUGCUCUGAUGAAAAAGAAAGAUAGUUUUUUGUUGAAUUAGAUAACGAAUUUUAAUUGAUUAAUAACAAUAUCUAGAAAAUGGAAUCUUAUUUGGAGGAGGUUAAAUUUGAAAAUGAAUCAAGAGUAAAAAAUGCUAGAUAAUAAUUUGAAACAACUUUAAAAGAAAUAGAAUAAAUUAAGAAGAUUGCUGAGGAAAGAAAUAAAAUAUUAAUAGAUCAAGUUAAAUAGAUUGAGCAACAGAAUAUCAGUCUGAAUAAAACAGUUGAGAAUUAUAAAGGUUCGUUAAUGGAGAAUGAGAAGGGAUUAGAUGAAUCACGUCUUAAAUUAGAGACUUAUUAAAAGAGUACUGAAGAUUACUAAAUAAUGCUAAAACAAGUUAAUGAGACUUUGGCACUUAAAAAUGAAGAACUAGUUUAAAUGAAGGUGUAUAGAGAUAAUCUGGAGUAAGAUUUAAACUAGAAGGUUUUAAAUAUUAAAGAACUAAAAUUAGAAAACAAUGAGAACAGCUAGUUUAUUAGAAAACUUCAAGAACAAAUUAUAGCAUUAUAAAAGGAGAUAUAAGAUAAGCAGGAAGCUCUCUCUAAAUCUUAGGAGUUUGCUUAGCAGCUUAGAGAAGAGACUGAACGAAAAGCGAGCUCAAUUUAAAGAGACAAUUACUAAAUUCAAAAUAAAGAGAAAGAGUUUCUUGAAAAGGAAAUCAAAUUUAAGGAAAGAGAAAAUUAACUUCUAAAUGAGUUAUCUCAAAGGGAUUAAAUUAUUUCUAAUCUACAGGAUUAAAUAAAUGAAUUAAAUCAAUCUCACUUAAUUAAUAAAAUAGAAUCUGAAAAUUAAUGCCUUAAAACUGAAUUAGAUAACCUCAAAUAAAUAAAAUCUGAAUUCGAGAACAAUUUUAACAUUUUAUAAACACAAAUCACAGCAUUAAAAUCAGAAAACAAGGAAUUAAAAAAUGAUGAAGUAGAAAGAAAACUAUUGCAAUAUGAAAAAUAUAUUUAGCUUGAGCAAAAGCUAGGUUUACAGUAAACUGAUAUUUUACUUUUGGUAGAGAAGUUGCCUUUGGCUGAACAAGAACUUCAAAAUAUUGUUGCCUUAAAUGAAAAACUAUAAAACGAGAUAAGUAAAUUAAAAUAAGAAAAAACAGAUAGUGAAAAGGGAUAAAAAGAUUGGAAAAGUAAAUAUGAAAAGAGUAAUUAAGAAGUUAAACAUAUCCAAGAACAAUUUAAUCAAGAAAGAGAUUUGCUGAAGGAAAAUAUAAAGCAGCAGGUACAAAUGAAUUAACAGUUAUAGAAGUAGAAUUAGACAAUUAUGAAAAACUGUGAAAUCACUAAGUAAGGCUAAAUUAAUUUAGAGACUUAAAUUAAGAAUCUAACUGAAGAAAAUGAGCUGCUUUCUUAAAAGUGCAUUAAACUUGAAGAUUGUUUACAGUUAUUAGUUAAGGAAAGGGAGCUAAUUAAGAAAUAAUAGAAUGAAAAUAAAUUAAAAGAACUUUCAUCUUCUGAACAAAAUGUAAUUUAGAGUAUUGGCAGUGCUUCUUAAAAAUAAGUUCUUUAAAAAAAUCCAUAAAAAAAUGAUAAAAAAGACUAAUUAAGAAUCAGCACAUCAAAAGAUUAAGUUAAUCAUGUUGAAAGAUUGUAAACAAGUGUUUCACCAUCUAAUUCAAGAAGCUCUAAGCAAUCAACGAAAGUGAUUAAAAAUUUAAAUUAAAACUCUUCAAAUGGGAGUGCAAAUAAUAAUUUAAACUAGGCUAACAAUACUAAACAAAUAAACUAGCAACCUGUUAGCAGCAGCAUUACCAAAUAGAAACAAUCCCAAAAUAGUUAAAUUUUAUCCAAUAGCAUUCAAAGCUAAUCUUCAGCUAAAAGUUUUAUCAAUACUAACAGAAGCUAAUAACAAUUGACAUCUUCUUAACAAAUUAAGUAAAUGCAAUAGUUUCAUGCUAUGCAAGGUAUAUAGCAGCAUUAGCUUGCCUCUUUAAGCCCUAUGUCUUAAUAAAAAUAUUAAUAAGCUAACAAUUAAUCAAUUUAAUCUAACUCUAGUGGUAAAAACAGUAAUCUUGCCUUAUAAUCAAUUUCGCCUAAAAAUAUUUUAAGAAGUCAAGAAUUGAAAUCAAAACAAUUUACUGAAAAAGAAAAUAAUUCCUGUUUGUAAUAGGAAUAAAGUAUUAAAAUUUCUUAACUGAUAUAAAGCAAUUAAUUCAAUAACAAUAGCAACAGUUUAAUUCAGUCUCUUUCUGGAAAUUCGUUCACUCCUAACAAUAAGAAUUCAAAUAAUUUCAAUGGACCUUAAAAUUUAUUAAAUAGUUAACAUUUUAGGUAAACUAAUUAAAACAGUAACUGUGAAUACGCCAAAGAAAAUUCUAAUAGAAUUCUUAAUACUAAUUAAUUAAGUAAUUACCAAUAAGAUGAUGAAAAUUAGGAAAAUUAAAAAUAUUUUGCUUAAGAAAAUGAAAAUACCUAUAAUGUUGAAGAGAGUGGAACUAUUUACACUAAUAGAAUCCAAGAAAAGCCAUCUUACUCACAUAAUGAAGACUGUAAGAUAACAUCAGAUGAAGGAUAUUCAAAUACUAUGCAUACAAUAAACUUUUAUGAAGACUCAAAUAAUUAACAAUGGAAAAUUAAAUCUCUGAGAGAUCACCCAUAUGAGAUAGUAAAAAAGAAUGAUAAAAAUAUGAACCAAACAUUUGCAGAGGCUGACUAAUAUGAAGAUUUUGAGGAGAGAAAAGAUUUUGAUCCUAUUUAAUAACAACAAUAGGAGAGGUUUGAGAGAGAGAUUAAUCUAAGAGAACAAGAGCAAAGAGAGCUUUUCUAAAACAAAUUGAAUGAUUAAAAAUAUACCCAGCAUCAUCAAAAUAAUAAUUAAAUUUAGGAUAUUGAAUAAAAUUAAAUUUGGAAUGAGUAAUAAAUUAGAUAAGAUUUAUAAUAAAAAGAUACGUUCGAAAAUUAAUCAGAAAACGACAGCUAUUAAUAGUAAUUGCUCGAAUAAGGUUAAUAGUAAAUAAGAUAGAUCCAUGAAGGUUUCAGUUUUAAUAACGAAAUGUAACGUGGCAAAUUCAUGUUCUAGCAAUAACUUAAUAAUAUCAAUUUUAGUGAUGAAGCAUUCUAAACAGAACAGUAUUCUUUUAAUUGA
Molecule: messenger RNA, 4689 nt
Organism: Tetrahymena thermophila SB210
Lineage: Eukaryota; Ciliophora; Oligohymenophorea; Hymenostomatida; Tetrahymenidae
Product: amylo-alpha-1,6-glucosidase family protein
Exons: 5
Source: RefSeq, a predicted model, not a curated record